This is a messenger RNA of Myotis lucifugus (little brown bat), 2533 nucleotides long. It is a transcript of the gene TCAF1, whose product is annotated as TRPM8 channel associated factor 1. The transcript has 7 exons. The record is from RefSeq and is a predicted model, not a curated record. The coding region runs from base 1 to 2163 and encodes 720 amino acids. Gene Ontology annotation, biological process: positive regulation of anion channel activity. Lineage: Eukaryota; Metazoa; Chordata; Mammalia; Chiroptera; Vespertilionidae.
AUGUGUCUUUUUUGCAGUUGUGAAGACGAUCUCUCCGAGGACAGAGAGGAGCUUCUGCACGGCAUUUCUGAGCUGGACAUCAGCAACUCGGAUUGUUUCCCCUCCCAGCUGCUAGUGCAUGGAGCUUUAGCCUUUCCCCUGGGGUUAGAUUCCUACCACGGUUGUGUUAUAGCGGCUGCCCGCUAUGGCCGGGGCCGGGUGGUAGUGAUGGGCCACAAGGUACUAUUCACCGUGGGUAAACUGGGCCCCUUUCUGCUCAAUGCUGUGCGUUGGCUGGACGCAGGCCGCCGAGGCAAGAUCGUGGUGCAGACGGAACUAAGGACAAUGAGUGGUCUGCUUGCAGUGGGAGGCAUAGACACCAGCAUUGAGCCCAAUCUGACCAGUGAUGCGAGUGUCUAUUGUUUUGAGCCCACGAGUGAUGUGGGAGUCAAGGAGCUGCAGGAAUUUGUAGCUGAGGGCGGGGGCCUGUUUGUUGCAGCCCAAGCCUGGUGGUGGGCCUUCAAGAACCCCGGAGUGUCGCCUCUGGCUCGGUUCCCAGGGAACCUCCUGCUCAACCCCCUUGGCAUCAGUAUCACAAGCCAAAGCCUCAAUCCAGGGCCCUUUCGUACUCCGAAAGCGGGGAUAAGGACCUAUCACUUCCGCUCCACUCUGGCUGAGUUCCAGGUUAUAAUGGGCAGGAAGAGAGGGAAUGUGGAAAAGGGGUGGUUGGCAAAGCUGGGGCCGGAUGGCGCAGCUUUCCUGCAGAUCCCUGCAGAAGAGAUCCCUGCCUAUAUGUCUGUGCAUCGGCUCCUCAGGAAGCUGCUGAGUCGAUACCGGCUCCCAGUGGCGACCCGAGAGAACCCAGUCAUCAAUGACUGCUGCAGGGGUGCUAUGCUCUCCCUGGCCACAGGUCUAGCCCACUCUGGGAGUGACCUCUCUCUGUUAGUCCCAGAAAUUGAAGACAUGUACAGCAGCUCCUACCUGCGCCCCUCUGAAUCUCCUAUCACCGUUCAGGUCAACUGCAACAAUCCAGGCACCCGAUAUUGCUGGAUGAGCACUGGGCUGUACAUACCUGGAAGGCAAAUUAUAGAGGUCUCCCUGCCUGAAGCUGCUGCCUCUGCUGACCUGAAGAUACAGAUUGGCUGCCACACAGAUGACCUGACCAGGGCCAGCAAGCUGUUCCGAGGCCCACUGGUAAUCAACCGAUGCUGCUUGGACAAGCCCACAAAAUCAAUCACCUGCCUCUGGGGCGGCCUCCUCUACAUCAUCGUGCCUCAGAGCAGCAAGCUGGGUUCUGUGGCCAUCACUGUGAAAGGGGCUGUGCAUGCUCCAUUCUACAAAUUGGGGGAGACAUCCCUGGAGGAGUGGAAGAGGUGUCUCCAGGAGAAUCCAGGUCCCUGGGGAGAGCUGGCUACGGACAACAUCAUCCUGACAGUGCCAACCGCCAACCUUCGCACACUGGAUAAUCCUGAGCCGGUGCUUCGCCUCUGGGAUGAGGUGAUGCAGGCUGUGGCACGGCUGGGGGCUGAGCCCUUCCCCUUGCGUCUGCCUCAGAGGAUUGUUGCCGAUGUGCAGAUUUCAGUAGGCUGGAUGCAUGCGGGGUACCCCAUCAUGUGCCACCUGGAGUCAGUGCAGGAGCUCAUCAAUGAAAAACUCAUCAGAACCAAGGGGCUAUGGGGCCCUGUCCAUGAGCUCGGCCGAAACCAGCAGCGGCAGGAGUGGGAAUUCCCACCACACACCACUGAGGCCACCUGCAACCUGUGGUGUGUUUAUGUUCACGAAACGGUCUUGGGCAUUCCUCGAGGCCGUGCCAAUAUUGCCCUGUGGCCCCCAGUUCGGGAGAAAAGAGUCAGAAUCUACCUGAGCAAGGGUCCCAAUCUGAAAAACUGGAAUGCGUGGACAGCCCUGGAAACAUACUUACAGCUCCAGGAAGCCUUUGGUUGGGAGCCCUUCAUCCGUCUCUUCACUGAGUAUCGUAACCAGACCAACUUGCCCACCGACAAUGUUGACAAGAUGAAUCUGUGGGUGAAGAUGUUCUCCCACCAAGUGCAGAAGAAUCUGGCUCCCUUCUUUGAGGCCUGGGCCUGGCCAAUCCAGAAGGAAGUGGCUACCAGCCUGGCCUAUCUGCCUGAAUGGAAGGAAAAUAUUAUGAAAUUGUACCUCCUCACACAGAUGCCCCACUGAAAUUGAAGUAAAAGAAAACUGGAAGGCAUUUGGUUAUGAAUGAAGAAGACCUCAACACAUUUCUGGACAGAAAGUGGAUGAAGUUUGAAAAAAGAAUGAAAGAGUGAAGGUACCUUUCAGAGAGAAUAUAAGCUGAUCUGAAUAUCAUAACCACAGAGAGGCUUGGGCACCUAAAAAGUCUAUCUACUAAACAAUUACACCAGUUGUAAAAUUGAACCCCAUCGCAUUCUACCCUAUCCCUUGUGCAUAGAAUACAGGCAGUCAACUAUUGGUACCAGUGAGAACUCUGUUGUUGCUAUUAUUGUUGUUGUUGUUGUUUAUAUAAAGAAAUUGAAUAAAUUGCCCGAGAGAGGUAGGAGUUGGUGCUUCA